Molecule: messenger RNA, 1554 nt
Organism: Rhinichthys klamathensis goyatoka
Lineage: Eukaryota; Metazoa; Chordata; Actinopteri; Cypriniformes; Leuciscidae
Product: arf-GAP with dual PH domain-containing protein 1
Exons: 10
Coding region: 1-1068 (355 amino acids)
Biological process (GO): positive regulation of GTPase activity
Cellular component (GO): intracellular membrane-bounded organelle; plasma membrane
Molecular function (GO): phosphatidylinositol bisphosphate binding; GTPase activator activity
Source: RefSeq, a predicted model, not a curated record
AUGUUGUUCCUCUGUUGUUCCUCAGAGCCGGACUGGGUGUCAGUGACUCUCGGUGUGUUCGUGUGUCAGGGAUGUUCACUCAUACACAGAAGCAUUCCCAUCCUCAGCCGGGUGAAGUCUGUGCCACAGGACGCGUUUGAGGAGAAAGAGAUCGAGUUUAUCACUUCUGUGGGGAAUGAAGCGGCGAAGGCCAAAUACGAACAGCAGGUUCCUCCGUUUUAUCACCGCCCCUCGCUCACAGACUGCAGAAUUUUGAGGGAACAGUGGAUCAGAGCCAAGUAUGAGCGACAGGAGUUUAUACACAUCGAGAGACAAGAGCCGUAUUCAGCAGGAUAUAGAGAGGGUUUUCUGUGGAAACGCGGGCGAGACAACGGGCAGUUCCUCAGCCGCAAGUUCAUUCUGUCUGAGAGAGAGGGAGCGCUCAAGUACUUCAACAAACAUGACGCUCGAGAACCGAAGGCUAUAAUGCGGAUUGAAACUCUGAACGCUGCGUUCCAGCCGGCGAAGAUCGGGAACCCCUGCGGUCUGCAGAUCACGUAUCUCAGAGACAACAGCACCAGGAACAUCUUCGUGUACCAUGAAGACAGUAAGGAAAUGGUCGACUGGUUCACUGCGAUCCGGGCCGCACGGUUUCAUUACCAAAAGGUGGCGUUUCCUGGAGCUAAUGAUGAGGACUUGGUGCCGAGACUGACCAGGAACUUCAUGAAGGAAGGAUACAUGGAGAAAACCGGCCCGAGGCACACAGAGGGCUUUAAGAAGAGGUGGUUCACCAUGGACGAUAGGAGACUAAUGUACUUUAAAGAUCCUUUGGACGCAUACGCGCGUGGCGAGGUGUUCAUCGGCAGUAAGGAGAACAGUUAUACGGUGUUGUCCGGUCUUCCGCCCGCGACUCAAGGACAACACUGGAAGUUCGGGAUCACCAUCGAAACCCCGGAAAGAAAGUUCCUGUUCGCCUGUGAAACCGAGGCGGAGCAGAAGGACUGGAUCGCUGCGUUUCAGAGAGUCGUGAACCGGCCCAUGAUGCCUCAGGAGUACGCAGUCGAGGCUCAUUUCAAGCACAAGCCUUGAUGUCGGCGGGACAGACUGGACAAUCGACAGCAGUUUCGUCCAGUGACCGACAUGGAAGAGCAUUGAAACGACCCUUCUUACCUUGAUUUAGUGCUAACGGACUGAACACUGGCCUGUGUGGACGAGUCUCCAGCGGCGAAGUCUACAUUAAUCCGGAUACAUUUAAAAACGGCGUUUUCGUUUAAAAACGCUCUCCGUCCACACUAGCGUUUCAGACGUUUGCGUAAACCCUCACAAAAGCUCACUGAGAUGAUACAGACAGAAAAAUAAAUAAUAAAGUUAUCGCUCAAUUCUUCUGACAGGAUCAUUUUAUUUAGCAAAAUAUCUCAUCAUUCACUGAUGCGUCCAGCAAACUCACUCACCAUUAUAUGUUCGGUCUAAAACUGCUCAUGUUUCGCCGCAGGACAGCAAAUGCGAGUGAGUUUUCUGCCAUCUUUGCAGGACUGUGAUAUGAAGAGUGUGUAAAGUAACAUAUUUUAGCAACUG